Messenger RNA from Paramisgurnus dabryanus, 3368 nucleotides. It is a transcript of the gene prmt7, whose product is annotated as protein arginine methyltransferase 7. Lineage: Eukaryota; Metazoa; Chordata; Actinopteri; Cypriniformes; Cobitidae. The record is from RefSeq and is a predicted model, not a curated record. Gene Ontology annotation, biological process: chromatin remodeling; peptidyl-arginine methylation, to asymmetrical-dimethyl arginine. Gene Ontology annotation, molecular function: histone methyltransferase activity; protein-arginine N-methyltransferase activity.
AGUAAAGUUUACAAAAAGUGUAAAGUAAACAAAAAUUAAGAGAACCUGUGGGAAGUCCCGAAACAACAGAAUAAGGCCUAUUGUGCCACAUAUUUUAAACAAUACAGUAUACAUUUGUCAGGCAAAAGUUAGGAAAAUGACAACCUACCUUAAUUUGAGACUAUAACUUCGACUUGAUUAUGAUCUUUUUGUGAUCGUAGUGAUUAAAUGCAAAACACAACAAUUCACAUAAAUACUACACACAAGUAACGCUAUUCGAUGCGGCGAAACUAGACUGGAACUGACAGACAGAUGACGUCAAAGUACCGCGAGACCGAGGCGAAAUUAAACUUCUACGUAUGAUUUCUCGCGGUGUUUUGACGUCAUCGUCAUUCGGCGCCGUGUGAAGUCGAACCAGAGUAGGGCCAGUGGUCACGUGGUGUUGAAGGCGUGUCUUCGCAAACAAACAUGGCCGCGCCCAGACAGAUCAUGUUGGAUUAAUGUCUUAGUGAACAACCGAGACAUUUGAAGUCAAAAAUACGUUAACGUAUUGUUUUCUUGACUUAAACCUAAAGGGACAAUGAAGACUUUUUGCGGUCGUGCUAAUCCAACAACCGGAGCGCUAGAGUGGGUCGAGGAAAGCGAGGAAUAUGAUUAUCACCAAGAGAUAGCGAGGUCCUGUUAUGGUGAUAUGCUUCAAGACAAAGACCGGAAUGAGAAAUACUACCAGGGUAUUCGAGCGGCAGUGAGCAGAGUAAAGGCGCGUGGGGAACGUGUGGUGGUUUUGGACAUCGGCACGGGCACUGGUCUGCUUUCCAUGAUGGCAGUGACGGCUGGAGCCGACUACUGUUAUGCAAUAGAGGUCUUCAAACCCAUGGCACAAGCUGCGUCUUCCAUUGUGCAGAGGAACGGCUUCUCGGACAAGAUCAAGAUCAUAAACAAACACUCCACUGAGGUUACAGUUGGUCCAGAUGGAGACAUGCAAGAGCGAGCAAACAUUCUUGUCACGGAGCUCUUUGACACUGAGCUGAUUGGUGAAGGAGCAUUGCCCAGUUAUGAGCAUGCACACACGCACCUGGUUCAGGCGGGUUGUGAGGCCGUGCCACAUCGUGCCACAAUAUAUGCCCAGCUGGUGGAGUCGGACAUGCUUUGGAAAUGGUCACAGAUUAGACCUAUACAGGUGGACGGGCACAAAUUGCUGCCCCCUCCUGCCGUAGUGAAGUGUGCAGGAGCGCCGUCGGUCUGUGACAUCCAGCUUAGCCAGGUGUCUCCACAAUCAUUCACCCACAUCGGGCCCAUCUGCACCAUGUUUAGCAUUGAUUUUAGCAAGCCAGUCAGCAGUGCUGCUGGGUCCUACACGGCAAAAUUCAAAGCCCAGGCCAGCGGAAAAGCACAGGUGGUUUUAACCUGGUGGGACAUCGACAUGGACCCUGAUGCCAAUAUUGUGUGCACGAUGGCUCCCAGUUGGACCUACUCAGCACCUCAGUCUUACGCUUGGAGGGACCACUGGAUGCAAAGUGUCUAUUUCCUUCCUGCCGAGAAGAACGUGGUAGAAGAUGAAGAACUCUGUUUAACAGUUUCCCAUGAUGACUACAGUCUCUGGUACAGCCUUACAAACAGUGAUAUCGAAGCGCCAUCUUUCCGGCCGUGCUGUACGUGUCAGGCCCACCUGGUUUGGACAAGGCCUCGCUUCGGAGAACUGAACGAUGAGAAGAGAACGGAGAGUUAUGUGAGCGCACUACGCAGUAUUGUGAAACCAGACAGUGUUUGUUUAUCAGUAAGUGAUGGGAGCCUGUUACCCAUCUUUGCACAUCUGCUUGGAGCUAGGAAGGUGUUUAGUUUGGAAAACUCCGGAAUGGCGAAACAAGUAAUCGAGCAGGUACUUCAAACGAAUUCGCUGAAGCAUGCAGUGCAAAUACUGGGAAUCCGACCUGAACAGCUCUCAUCAGAUGAUUUGGGGGGAAAUCUGAUAUCGGUGUUGAUAGCGGAGCCGUACUUCAGCACCAGCCUCCUGCCUUGGCAUUCUUUAUUUUUCUGGUAUUGCCGCACUGCUGUGGCGCAGCUGCUUCGUCCUAAUGCCACUAUACUGCCCUCUGCCGGCACACUUUAUAUAGUCGCUGUACAAUUCCAGGAUCUGUGGAGAAUUCGAGUUCCCUGUGGUACCUGUGAAGGUUUUGAUGUCAGUCCUAUGGAUGAGAUGAUUCAGCGAUCUUUGGAUUUCCGUGAAUCUUGGGAGGCAGAGCCACAUCCACUGUGGGAAUACCCUUGUCGUGCCCUUUCCAAGCCACGGCCGGUCAUGACAUUUGACUUCACACGAUGCGUUCCAGAGCAGCCAAUCAACAGUCAAGGAACUGUGCCGCUCACAGGGAGAGGAUGUUGUCACGGUGUCGUUCUCUGGAUGGAGUAUCAGCUGACUGAGGAUAUCACUGUGAGCAUGGGCCUGACCAAACCAGUCGAUGAAGAGGGGUCUUGUGAAUGGAACCCACAUCGAAAACAAGGAGUUUUCUUCUUUAGAUCUGCACCUGAAAUAGCUGGGGAUGGAAGAGAAGAUCUUUCAUACAGUUUAACCUUUGAACCUCAUACGGGUGAUAUUAAAAUGGACUUCUCUGUCACCAAGCCUUGACCUAUGGACAGGACUCCAGUGAACUGUCAUCAGUUGUUUAUUUUGUUUUUAGGAUUAUCCAAAGAAUUUCAAUGACUGUGAUGUUACAAGAGCUUAUAGCUGCUUUUAUCCUCUGUGUACUACAUAUAUAUACAGUUACACAACUUUAAAGGGAUAGUUCACUCAAAAAUGAAUAUUUUGUAAUUUACUCACUUUCAUGUUGUUACAAACCUGUAUUGAUUUCUUUAUUCUCAUGAACACGAAGGAAGAUAUUUUGAGGAAUGUUUGUACAAAAACCAAUCAGAGGCCCCAUUGACUUCUAUAUAAUAGUAUACUUUUUCUUUCUACGGAGGUCAAUGGUGCCUCUGAUCGGAUUGGUUAUAUCUUCCUUCGGUUCAUCAGAACAAAGAAAUCAAUACAGGUUUGUAACAACAUGAGGGUGAGUAAAUGAUAACAGAAUUUUAAUUUUUUUGGUGAGCUAUCUCUUUAACUCUACAGUUUUCAAUGUGACAUAGCAUUUACAUUCAUCAGAUUUAGGUUAUUUAUGUGUUGGGUUAUUUUUAACCCACCAUUGGGUCAAAAAGGAACGAAUCCAACCUGUUGGGUUGUAAUUUUACCUAUGCUUGGUUGUUUUAACCCAUUGUUGGGUCAAAUAUAAACUAUUUCUGGGCUAAUUUAACCCAAUAAGUGAGUUUGUCUCUUUUUGACCCAAUUAUUUUAGUGUACUGUGUAUUUAAAUUCAUAUGAAAGCAGAUAAAAUGUCGCUAGUUUCAUCAUAGUGUGUUGU